CCCCUACAAUUUCUUUAGCUUUCUCUGUCAAAGUCAGACUUCCAGGGACCAAACAAAUACUUUGUAGACCCAUCAACUUGGAGAAUCUGUCUUGUUUGUACGUUGCCACUCUUCACUGCUGCUCUUGAGUAAUCCUAUGGGCGUUUUGCUUCUUCAUAUAUUCUUCUCUCACUAACACUUUUUCAAACCAUCUUCAGGUGAUUUAGCCAUGGAAAACAGGUACGGCCUAAUUAGGCAAAGCAGUGGGGUGUGGAGGUCUUUGAGAGAUGGAGAUUUUGAGGAAGAAGAUGUUUGGUCUGUUCUCAAAGAUAGAACAACAGAUCAUUCUAGUGAUACUACCACCAAGGUUGUGAGGCUUAAGGAGUCAUCAUCAUCAUCACCACCACCAUCACUUUCCGGCCCGAAAAAUGUCCCGACGGCGUCGAGAAUUAUCCCGAAAGCCGGCGGCGGCAGCCGCAGUGUCAAUUUGAACCAUGAAGCCAAAGUCCUUCAGCAAUCAGCUCCUAUCAAUACCCCCAACUGGCCUAACAACAUUUAUAGACACAAGUCAAAGAAGGCCUCCAAGAAUAGAUCAUGGCUUAAUGAUUAUGAUGAUGAUCAUCAUGAUGAUGAUGAUGAAGAUGAUGAUGAACAUGAUGAUGAUGACGAUGAUGAUGAUGAUGAUGAUUAUUAUUAUUAUAAUGAUGAUGAUUAUGCUCACAAAGUGCCUCCACAUGAGUUGAUUGCUAGGAGGCUUGCAAAGAGUCAGAUAUCGUCUUUUUCGGUUUUUGAAGGUGUUGGGAGGACCCUUAAAGGGAGGGAUCUUAGCAAAGUGAGGAAUGCUAUUCUAACAAAAACUGGCUUCCUUGAAUCAUUGUAAAAAGUCUCCAUAGAAUUAGUGGUAAGUGUUUUUUUUUUUUUUUUUUUUUUUUUUUUUUUUUUUUUUUUUUUUUAGGAUUUU
Molecule: messenger RNA, 940 nt
Organism: Morus notabilis
Lineage: Eukaryota; Viridiplantae; Streptophyta; Magnoliopsida; Rosales; Moraceae
Product: phospholipase D C
Exons: 2
Coding region: 209-859 (216 amino acids)
Source: RefSeq, a predicted model, not a curated record